Molecule: messenger RNA, 2826 nt
Organism: Chinchilla lanigera (long-tailed chinchilla)
Lineage: Eukaryota; Metazoa; Chordata; Mammalia; Rodentia; Chinchillidae
Product: zinc finger protein 345-like
Exons: 8
Biological process (GO): regulation of DNA-templated transcription
Molecular function (GO): DNA-binding transcription factor activity, RNA polymerase II-specific; RNA polymerase II cis-regulatory region sequence-specific DNA binding
Source: RefSeq, a predicted model, not a curated record
AUGCUUAAUAUGAGUUCAAUGCUGAGAGCACACAGAUGACUAGACAUCUUGUUUCUGCGAUUUCUUCUUAUGGUGGGCUGCCAGAAUCCUUGGAGACACUCAAGCCACGCAAUGGAGAAACUGACCUUUGAGGAUGUAGCUGUGAACUUCACCUCUGCAGAGUGGGCUUUGCUGACUCCAUCCCAAAAGAAGCUCUACAGAGAUGUGAUGUGGGAAACACUUAUGAAUGUUAAUGCUAUAGGAAGAACAUGGGAUAACCAGCAAGUUGAAGCAAUGAACAAAAUUUGCUCAAGAAAUCUAAGAUAUGAUACAGAGAAUUAUUUGAGAUUUGAAGAGAAGAUAUAUAAAUGCAAUGAACAUGGAAGUAACUGCAGUGUUUUCCAGUCCAUUCAGAAACAUAAAAUGAGAAAGACUGGAGAGACACCAGAUCAAUAUGGACAGUGUGGGGAGGCCAUCUCUGAUCUUAGUGAACAAACUCACACUGGGCAGAAAGUGUUUGUAGGUAAGAAAGUUAUGAAGGCCCCCACAACGCCAAAAGAUGUUCAGUUCCAUAAAAAUAAUCAGAGUUCGGGGAGUCCACAUGUACACAAAUACUGUGAGAAUAGUUCUAAUUCUUUAUACCUUCCCCAAAAGUUUGAAAGAAGACAUGCUGAAGAGAAACCCCAUGUAAGUAAGAAAUGUGUAAAUGCAUCAGUUGUUAGUAAUUCCUAUCCAAAACAUAAAAAAAUUCACACUGGGGAGAAACGUUAUGUAUGUAAUCAGUGCAGAAAAGAAUUUUCUCAUAAGUCUUCAUUUUAUAGACAUAGAUCAUCCCACAUGGGAGAGAAAAAAUAUGCAUGUAAGCAAUGUGGGAAAGCAUUCAGCAGGAACAGUGUCUGUCAGAAUCAUGAAAAAACUCACACUGGGGAGAAAGCUUAUGUAUGCACAAAAUGUGGAAAAAAAUUCAGUACAAUCACAGAUUAUAAAAUACAUAAUAGAAGACACACUGGGGAGAAACCCUAUUUAUGUAAGCAAUGUGGGAAAUCCUUCAGCCAAAAAGGUAACCUUCAUGUACAUGAAAGAAUUCACACUGGGGAGAAACCCUAUGUAUGUAUUCAAUGUGGGAAAGCAUUCAGCCAAAAUUGUGACCUUGUAGUGCAUGAAAGAAUUCACACUGGGCAGAAACCUUAUGCAUGUAAGCAAUGCGGGAAAGCAUUCAGAAGAAAUGGUAAACUUGUACUACAUGAAAGAACUCACACUGGGGAGAAACCCUAUGCAUGUAAGCAAUGUGGAAAAGUAUUCAGCCAAAGCUGUUACCUUGUAGUACAUGAAAGAAUGCACACUGGGGAGAAACCCUAUGCAUGUAAGCUAUGUGGGAAAUCAUUCAGCUCACAUAGUCACUGUCAACGUCAUGAAAGAAUUCACAAUGGGGAGAAACUCUACACAUGUAAGCAAUGUGGGAAAGCAUUCAGCGUAAGUGAUAAACUUGUAGUACAUGAAAAAAUUCACGCUGGAGAGAAACCUUAUGUAUGUAAGCAAUGUGGGAAAGCAUUCAAUGAAAAUGGCCACUUGCAAAGACAUCACAGAAUUCACACUGGGGAAAAACCCUAUGCAUGUAAGCAAUGUGGGAAAUCUUUCACUCGAAAUUGUGCCCUUAGAGUCCAUGAAAGAAUUCACACUGGGGAGAAACCCUAUAUAUGUAAGCAGUGUAGGAAAUGUUUCAGGAACAGUGAUAGCCUUAGAGUCCAUGAAAGAAUUCACAGUGGGGAGAAACCCUACAUAUGUAAGCAGUGUGGGAAAACAUUCAGUCAAAAUAAGAGCCUUAGAGUCCAUGAAAGAAUUCACACUGGGGAGAAACCCUAUGUGUGUAAGCAAUGUGGGAAAUCUUUCAGUCAAAAUGGUGCCCUUCUCCUACAUAAAAGAAUCCACACUGGGGAGAAACCCUAUGUAUGUAAGCAAUGUGGGAAAACAUUCAGUCACAAUAGUAACCUUAGAGUCCAUGAAAGAAUUCACGCUGGGGAGAAACCCUAUGUGUGUAAGCAGUGUGGGAAAUCUUUCAGGAAAAAUAGUGCACUUAGCACCCAUGAAAGAGUUCACACUGGAGAGAAGCCCUGUUUAUAUAAGUGGUGUGGGAAAUCUUUCAGAGAAAAUAGUAAACUUAGUGUACAUGAAAGAAUUCACACUGGGGAGAAAAAUAGUAAACUUAGCAUCCACGAAAGAGUUCACACUGGAGAGAACCCCUAUGUAUAUAAGUUGCGUGGGAAAUCUUUCAGGAAAAAUGGUAAACUUAGCAUAUAUGAAAGAAUUCAUACUGGGGAGAAACCCUAUGUAUGUAAGCAGUGUAGGAAAUGUUUCAGGAACAGUGAUAGUCUUAGAGUCCAUGAAAGAAUUCACACCGGGGAGAAACCCUAUGUAUCUCACACUCACCUGAAUCCAGAUGAUUAUUUAGGAUGUGAAGAGAAGCCGUAUAAAUGCAGUGGACAUGGAAAACCCUACACGGAUACUCAGUUCUUUCAAAAGCAUGAAACAAGAAAGACUGGAGAGAAACCCUAUCGAAAUGAGCACUGCUGGAAAGUCUCCUCCGAUCUUAGUGAGAAAACUUACCCAGAAGAGGAGAUGUUUUUAGACAUACAAGAUCCCACGCUGGUGAGAAAUCUUAUGUACAUAAGCAAUGUGGAAAAGGAUUUGCCGAUAACUCGACGUACCAGAGACAUACAAGAUCCCACAAUGGUGAGAAGCUCCAUGUAUGUAAGCAAUGUGGGAAAGCAUUCAGCAUAUGCGGUCACUGUCAAAGACAUGAAAGAAUGCAGUGGGGAGAAGCACUAUGUUUGUGAACAAUAUGGGAAA